AUGGCGUCCCCGCAGCUCAGCAAUGCGGCGUCUCGGUCGGCGUCUCGGUCGGGGUCGCGCUCGCCCUCGCCUCCUCAGGCCAUCUUCUUCCGGGGCAGCCGCCCUCCCUCUCCUUCGCUCGUUCCCGGAUUUCUUAAUCUCGAGGCUGUGGAUCGGAAGUUAAGGGAACUCACCCCGAGGCCGGAAGAACGAACCAUCGAGGGGGAGCGCCUGGAGGCGCUCCAACUCCGUGACGAACUCGUCGAGCUGGGCGGCAUCCCCUUGCGGCCGUGGGUCGAGUUCGACGCUGAAGGCCUCACCGACGAGCAGCGCGGAGACGACAACGGGGAGUGGCGCAUUAUGGACCUAUAUCUGACGGAAGCGGAGGCCCGGCGGACCGAACUGAAAUUGUGGAGGCGCUUUGCCAAGCGCCGGGCGAUGGACGGCGAACCCGACUUUCGAUCCGUGGACCAGGUUGAUCUCCUCGUCGCCUUUAUCGCCUACCUUCGAGGUCACCUGCAAAGGGACAUGGAAGACCGCACCAAACCCGGCUUCGAAGUAUGGGACACUUAUCUCCAGUUUUCAUACUACAGAGAUGUGAUCGAUGAUAUGGCCCGAGUCCUUCCGCUCGCCGAACGCCGGCUCCACAUACUCCGGAGCGAACGGGGCGACCCACCGGCGGUCGAAGAGGUCGAGGUGACGACCGAAUCUCUCAUAAAAGAAUACAACCUUCCCGAAGCCGGUAUGUGGGUGUGGAUGUGGCAAUAUUCACAAGAAGAAGCCGAGUACCGCAUGGCAGGGCUGUCGCCGCCACAUCCUGCGGAUUCGCGCAAGCGAUUAAGAGAGGAUGAUGGGGAUGAGGAGGAGGAGGAGGAGGAGGCGGAGGAGGAGGAGGAGGAGGCCACAAGGCCGUCAAAGCGCAGAGCUCCCCCCUCGGAACCGGUCGCGGAGGCAACGGGCUUCACGCACCCAAAGAUGCAGAGGGAGCAAAGCCAAAGCGCACAGCAGGAUUCGCGCAAGCGAUCAAGAGCGGAUAUUGAGGAUGAAGAGGAAGAGGAAAAGGCAACAAGGCCGUCCAAGCGAUCAAGAGUGGUUGAUGAGGAUGAGGAGGAGGAUGGAAAGGCCACAAGGCCGUCAAAGUGCAGCGCUGCGCCCUCGGAACUGGUCGCAGAGAACACGGGCUCCACGCACCCGGAGAUGCGGAGGGAGAAAAGCCAAAUCGCCCAGCAGAAUUCGCGCAAGCGAUCAAGAGCAGAUGAUGAGGAUGAAGAGGAAGAAGAGAAGGCAACAAGGCCGUCCAAGCGAUCAAGAGUGGUUGAUGAGGAUGAGGAGGAGGAGAAGGACGAAGAGAAGAAGGAGGAGGAGGCCACAAGGCCUUCAAAGCGGAGAGCUGCGCCCUCGAAGCCGGUCGCAGAGGCCACGGGCUCCACGCGCCCAGAGAGACAGAGGGUGCAAAGCCAGAGCGCACAGCAGGGCAGCGACGAGCGAGGCGAAUCGUCGGGCCGCGGCAGCGUACCAGCGGCAGAAGCCCGCCAAGCGGAGAGCAACGACGGCCAGGACAGGCCAAGGAGAGCCAGGAGGAAGCCGGCCGCGACAGCAAACAGCGAGAUUGUCGGCAGGCCGUCGCGGUCAGGCAGGGGCAGGGGCAGGGCUGUGCCGGAGAAGAAGGCGAGCGAGCCGGCAAGACGCAGCACCAGGGCAAGACCAGUCGUGGGUGAAGGCUCAAUCAUAGAUGCCCAGGGACGGAGGAGGAGUGCGAGGAUUGCCGCGAGGAAGGCGCGGGUGAGUCCAAGUGCCACUGGUGACAACCCGAACCCGCAACGUUGA
This is a messenger RNA of Thermothielavioides terrestris NRRL 8126, 1806 nucleotides long. RefSeq lists its product as uncharacterized. The record is from RefSeq and is a predicted model, not a curated record. The coding region runs from base 1 to 1806 and encodes 601 amino acids. The transcript is spliced from 3 exons. Lineage: Eukaryota; Fungi; Ascomycota; Sordariomycetes; Sordariales; Chaetomiaceae.